AUGGAGGAAAUGGAGAGGAUGGAAAUAGAGGAUGAAAUAGAGAGGUCGGUCGAUGGCUUUGGAGUGAGAGAGGUAGAGGUUAAAGAGCUUCUAUUUUUGAUGAUUAUGGAGGUUUUUGUUAUUGAUGAAAUCGCUCCUCAAGUUCAAGAUUCACUCAUAAUUACAUUGGAAUUUCAGAACCGUGCUUAA
Molecule: messenger RNA, 189 nt
Organism: Dovyalis caffra
Lineage: Eukaryota; Viridiplantae; Streptophyta; Magnoliopsida; Malpighiales; Salicaceae
Source: the annotation of a GenBank genome assembly